UCUACAAAUAUUUUCAUUAUCAACCAGCACUUCAGUCUGAAAGCAACACAAGAAAUUUAUCAAGUUUAUUAAACAAUUUAAAAAAAGUUUUCAAAUUUAUUAUACUAUUCUAAUAUUCAAGAAUGGGCGAAGAAGGAGCAGCAACCCCAUCACCAGCACCACCAAAGACAACCACAUCAGGUGCCCAGGCACUCUUCCAGACCAAUGCUUGGCUAACUGCAGCUGCAGUUGCCGUCUAUACCACUAAGGCUUUGUGGGUAAAGCUCCGAGAGAUGGGAUUUGGAAAGGAAAAGAAGGAAGACAAUAAGGAGGGUGCCAAUACAGAUUCCAAUACUGAACACGCUAAUGCAAAUCUAGUUGAUGACUCGUUUCCAGAGGAUCUGGAUCAGGAAAUCGAUCAGCCGCAGUCCAAAUUGCACUCGCAGUUGCAACUGAAUAAUGUUGAAGUAUCCUAGGUCCAGCAUGGGUAACAAGAUGAGGACACCGUUUGAUGAAUUGCAUUUUGCAAAAAAUGCCAAAUUUUUUUUGUUUUCAAAAUUUUAAUUUAUUGGUUUCUGCUACGGUUUCAUGUGAUUUUUGUCUCAUAUGAAUAAAAAGUAAAUAAUGGCGCAACAAAA
Drosophila innubila is the source of this 617-nucleotide messenger RNA. RefSeq lists its product as uncharacterized. The record is from RefSeq and is a predicted model, not a curated record. Lineage: Eukaryota; Metazoa; Arthropoda; Insecta; Diptera; Drosophilidae. The transcript is spliced from 2 exons. Bases 123 to 455 code for a protein of 110 amino acids.